Messenger RNA from Fusarium musae, 237 nucleotides. RefSeq lists its product as uncharacterized. Lineage: Eukaryota; Fungi; Ascomycota; Sordariomycetes; Hypocreales; Nectriaceae. Bases 1 to 237 code for a protein of 78 amino acids. The transcript has 2 exons. The record is from RefSeq and is a predicted model, not a curated record.
AUGGGCCAAAGGGCAUCCUUGGUUGUUGAAGUCGAGAUCGAUGCUUCAGUUGAGGUCGUCAAAUCACUUUUCAAAGACUUUCCUCGUUUCCCAGAAUGGAGCAGCUGGUCCAUCGAACCAGUGACUUCAUCCAAAAAGAUCGAUGACUUGAUGCCCAUGGAAAAGAUGAGGGUCGACGUCAAAGACGCCAAGCUCACAGCGACUCUCAUCGUGAGUAAUUACAUUCAGCUCCUCUAA